AUGGGGGGCUUCGAUACCGUGGCUCUAGUCAGCGGCGGCAAGGACUCCGUCAUGGCCGCCAUGAUGGCUCAGUCCUACGGCCACAACAUCGUGGCGCUGGCAAACCUGCUGCCCGCCGAUGGGGACGUGGAGGAGCUGGAUUCGCACUGCUUCCAGACGGUGGGCCACAGGGCGGUGGGUGUGUACCACGAACUGACCGGUUUGCCUCUGUUCCGUCGUAAGAUCGUCGGCACGUCGGCGCACGUGGAGAUGUCCUACGACGUGUGCGACGAACGCGUCAAGGGGGACGAGGUGGAGGACCUGAGGGCGCUCCUCGCCGCGGUGGUCAGGGAGUUGCCCAACGUGAGGGCGGUGACGAGCGGGGCGAUCCUGAGUGACUACCAGCGGCUCAGGGUGGAGGCGGUGUGCGCGGACCUGGGUUUGACGAGCUUAGCGUACCUGUGGAGGCAGCCGCAGGGUCUGAUGCUGGAGACAAUCUGCGCUUCCGACGUGGACGCCGUGCUGUGCAAGGUUGCCGCCAUGGGACUGAAGCCCGACAGGGACCUCGGCCGGUCGCUCGUCGAUGCGAAAGGCACCCUCUACGAGAUCGAGUCCGCGUACGGAUCGCACUGCUGCGGCGAGGGCGGGGAGUUCGAGACGUUGACGAUGGACUGCCCGCUGUUCCGCCGCGGUUCUCUCCGGUUCGAGGAUACACGGGUCGUGGUCACCAGCCGCGACCCCUUUGCGCCAUCCGCGCACCUCGCCGUCGAAGCCGUUGCGGUGGACGUGAAGGACCACACCGUCGAACCGGGGCGGUUGGUGGACGUGAAUGCUGACGUGGACCCGCCCGCGGUGACUCGCCGAAGACGCACGAUCGACGCGUUCGAGGAGGUGCUGACGUCGGAAGAGGCUGUCAUAGGGGGUAACGCGAGGCUCACCAGGAGUUGGCGCCGCGCGGGACCCAAGUUUUGGACAGUCGCCGCCGCCGUGCCAGUCUCGGGACCGAAUCUCGAGGCGGGCUCCGCGGAGGAGGCGGCGAGGUCCGCGGAGGCUGGACUACACUUCGUGGAGCUCUCGUUGCGCGAGAACGGCCGGGACUGGAGCGACGUGGCGCUGGUGCAGCUCUACGUCCGGGACAUGUCGCACUUUGCGGCGGUCAACGAGGCGUACCUGCGGGUGGUGCCGUCGACCCAACCCCCGGCGAGGGCUUGCGUCCAGCUCCCCUUGCCCGGAGAUACCCCCGUCGCGAUGGACGUGCUCGUGGGCGUGGGCUCGGGCGCGUCGGCCAGGAAAUCUCUUCACGUGCAGAGCGUGUCGUGCUGGGCGCCGGCGUGCAUAGGACCGUACGCUCAGGCGGUGACGCACCUCGGCCUGACCCACAUGGCGGGGGUCAUAGGUAUGGUCCCGGCGACGUUGGACAUGAUUCAUUCAAGCGACGGCGACGCGAACGCGACGGAGGCGCGCAGGGCGUGGAGGAGCGCCGCGGCCGUGGCUCGGGCCUCGGGCGCCACGCUCGCUUCGGACUGCCUGUCGUGCACCGUGUACUCUUCAACCGCGGGCGGAGACGGGGCGAGGACCGCGUCGGACGAGGCCUUCGCCGAAGUCAUGCGCGGCGAGGGUUGGCAGGAUGAUGUGGACGUGCCCGGGGGGCCCCACGCGGCGAAAGCCGGGGUACCGACCGGGUCCGUCCACCGUAACGGCCGCGACGGGUCCCCGUUGGCGGUUUCCGGCGACGGGAGCGGCUUUGGCGCGAGCGCGCCCCGUCGGUGGCCGUGGGAUCCCCUGGUCACCCACGUCACCGUGCCCGGGCUUCCGAAGGACGCGCGCGUGGAGGUCCAGCCCGUGUUACUCGACGGCGACGGGCCGGGUGAAAGACGCGGCGGCGACGGCGACGGCGACGAACCGUGGGACGGCGACGUGGAGACUUCGCGGAUGGCGAUUGAGAGCGCCGCGUACGACGACACAGCUGGACACGGCGUCGCGUGCGUUGCCCUGUCGCGACGCGGGAGGUUCUGUCGCGUGCACGCCGCCGUGCCCAAGUCGGCGGAGGACAUCGACGCUGCCGUGGUGGUCGCGUUUCGUGCGGUUGUUCGCGCGGUGGAGGACGCCGGGCUGACGGUUUCCGACGUGGGUUGCGCCCGAGCGUUUGUGGCGAGCGACGAGACGCUCGACACGGAGACGGUGCUGGCGCUGGCGAAUGCGGUGGACGGGGUGUUGGAGGUGCAGUGCGCGGUGGUGCCCGUCGUGCGCGCGAGCUUCGGGUCGGUGGACGACGCCUUUAUGGUGCUGGAACUGAUGGCGGUUAGUUAA
Messenger RNA from Micromonas commoda, 2289 nucleotides. RefSeq lists its product with no specific name. Gene Ontology annotation, molecular function: diphthine-ammonia ligase activity. NCBI's taxonomy places the organism in Eukaryota, Viridiplantae, Chlorophyta, Mamiellophyceae, Mamiellales, Mamiellaceae. Bases 1 to 2289 code for a protein of 762 amino acids. The transcript has a single exon. The record is from RefSeq and is a predicted model, not a curated record. Gene Ontology annotation, biological process: protein histidyl modification to diphthamide.